Xenopus laevis (African clawed frog) is the source of this 954-nucleotide messenger RNA. Its product is annotated as olfactory receptor 12D2-like. The transcript has a single exon. The record is from RefSeq and is a predicted model, not a curated record. Bases 1 to 954 code for a protein of 317 amino acids. Lineage: Eukaryota; Metazoa; Chordata; Amphibia; Anura; Pipidae.
AUGAACCAGUCAGUGGUAACAGAAUUCAUCCUUUUGGGAAUCAACAAUCAACCCGAGCUACAACUCUACCUUUUCACUGUGUUUCUUAUGUUUUACCUCUUUUGUUUCUUGGGCAAUCUCAGCAUUGUAUUUGUAGUGAUUUUUGAUCAUCAUUUGCACAAUCCUAUGUAUUUCUUUUUAGGCAAUCUUUCCUUUUUAGAUUUUUUCUACUCAUCCACUACAGUGCCCAAAAUGCUGGCUGGGUUGGUGGUGGAGGAAAAGAGGAUAUCUUUUCAGGGUUGCAUAACUCAGCUCCACAUGUUUCAUUUUUUAGGAAGCACAGAAGCGAUGUUUCUCACUACCAUGUCCUAUGAUAGGUAUGUUGCUAUUUGUAAUCCACUACGAUACCAUGUGCUCAUGGCUAAAACUAUUUGUAUUCAGUUAUCUGCUGUCUGCUGGACAACUGGCUUUAUCUAUUCAUUGACUCACACCAUUCUGACCUCCAGGUUACCUUUUUGCUUGAUGAACAAACUCACUCAUUUCUAUUGUGAUAUUAAACCCCUUCUCAAACUUGCCUGCACUGACACCCACCUUAAUGAACGUUUGGUGUCUAUUGUUACUGGAUCUGUAGCCCUGUUCACAUUUAUGCUGAUUAUAAUGUCCUAUACAUUCAUCAGUAGGCAUCUCCUGAACAUUCAGUCCACUCAUAGUAGACAUAAAGCCAUAUCCACCUGCACUUCCCAUAUGACUGUUGUUUUAUUAUACUAUGGAACUGGCUUUUGUACUUAUCUGAGACCAGCUACAAAAGACUCUUUAGAGCAGGACAGAAUUACUGGAGUACUCUUCACAGUCAUCACACCAGCAUUAAAUCCUCUUAUCUAUACUCUAAGAAACAAAGAUGUGAAAAAAGCUCUCACAAAAAUGUUAUUUGGAAACAUGGGGCCUCGAUUACGCAUGGGGGGCAGAUUUGUUUAA